Molecule: messenger RNA, 663 nt
Organism: Brassica oleracea var. oleracea
Lineage: Eukaryota; Viridiplantae; Streptophyta; Magnoliopsida; Brassicales; Brassicaceae
Exons: 2
Coding region: 1-663 (220 amino acids)
Source: RefSeq, a predicted model, not a curated record
AUGGCACCUAUCACUAGCUGCAUGAAGGACAACAAGUUUCACUGGACUCCGGAGGCAACUGCAGCGUUCGAAUUAAUCAAGAUCAAACUCACGACAGCACCUAUUCUCGUGUUACCGGACUUCUCGACUACCUUUGAGCUCCAUAGUGAUGCGUCCAAGCUAGGAAUUGGGGCGGUUGUUUACGGAGUUCUUUCGCGUGGUCCGCUCGAUCUCACGCCCCUGCCUGAUCAAACGCGAGUUCACGGGGAAGCUGUGGAUUUCGUUUCUAAGAUACAGAAGGUUCACCAAUUGGCUUCUUCACAUUUAACUGCGUCUGCGUCCAAGUACAAGGCAGCGGCUGAUAAGAAACAACGCGAGUUGUUAUUUGAGACGGGAGAUUUGGUGUGGGUCGUUCUCACUAAGGAUCGCAUACCGGCGGGGGAGUACAACAAACUCAACAACCGCAAGAUCAGACCAGUUGAAGUGCUUGCAAGAAUCAACCCCAAUGCUUAUCGAGUUCACCUCCCUCAUCACCUUCGUACGUCUGACGUGUUCAAUGUUAAGCAUCUCUUUCCGUACCAUGGUGACAAUGAUGAUCCGGAUUCGUGGUCGAAUCCUUCACACCCGGGGGGACCUGAUGCAGCACCACUAAUCUAUGACGUUCACGCCACUACACCGCUUUAG